CACCAUCCUCACCAUCCUCACGGUCCUCACCAUCCUCACGGUCCUCACCAUCCUCACCGUCAACACCGUCAACAAGCAUCUCAAUAUCCGUGAAUUACAUGGGAGACACCGGCAUGAACAGACGAUUGCUUCUCAUACUGACGGGUCGCCUGUGAUCCUGUUGUCUCUAUUCGCUAAGACAAUACUGACAAGUCAGAAUCGAGAAUUUAUCUUCAUUGCAAUGCUAUCGACUUCCCCCAUGGUUCGGGCUACAUGGUCCGGGCUACAUAAUGUACCCAGAGAUGAGUCGUGCAGAUCUUGGCUUCUUCAAGCGCCGCAGCGGCACUUGAAUACUGGUCCCUAGCACCACGGAGAGGUGCCUGCAUGUCGCUAGAGGAUCAUGGUGUAGACCCUGGCCCCAGGUCUUACCCGAUCGAGCACGCUUUUACAAACACAGGGCUCAUUGUCUGUGAGGGAGGAUGUUGGUAAAGCAGAGCUCAAGCUGCGAGGAUUUUGUCAUCACAGACCCUAGACUGCGGAGUUCACUUCGUGACGCAGCGCCCCCCUGCGAAGCACAGUUGAUCUCGCAGAGCUUAUCCUGCGAAGCGCAGGCUGUCCUGCAAAAGAGUGCAAUUCUUACUUCACUGGGCUCAUACCAGCGAAAGCCAAGACUUAGAAGCCAAGGUCUGCAGGCAGACAACACGACCACGCUGUCUUGGGGGAUGAGGAUGGGAGUUCUGAUUUUCUAGACCGGUCAUGGAGCGUCCUUUUAUGCCUUUUCGCCUCCGGCCGCUCAUAGCUGCCAGGUAUGCAAAAUCUAUGGAAGACAUGAUUUACUGCGGUGUAAACAUUACAUUUUUGCUGCUAGUGGAGGUGAUUCAACAGCCGUUGAAGGAUGUGUUUAGAGUAUGCGGCCAAUCCCACCAAGCGCCCCACUUCGAACCGUGGCGUGUAUGAAUCUAGACUGGGCCAUCCUUGGAACCAUCUCUUGGCGGUUGCAACUCAGAUGUUUACGGUGAACCACCUUCAACGGUCGUUGAAAAGCGUGUUCAACCGAGCGUUGAGCAACAUCGGUUGCGUUUGAACUGGCAAGACCAAGAUCCUCCCGGUUACGUGGCCGGCGUAGAUGACUAUACAGCUACUUGCGGUCCAAUUGUCAAAUUUUCAAAAAGUCUACCAGACUAGGUCUUCGUCCCUUACACUACGGAACGCUGGGACAGAACAAUGCCGAAGAUAACAGGGCGACAUCGAAGACGAGAAUUGUCUGGUGGAAAAUGCGUCAAGAGGAUGUCGCGGCCGGGCCAGGACAUGACUUUGUAUCAGACAUCUCCGCUCGCCCGCGUGCUUUCACGACCGGAAACCACAAGAAUGCUCAGAUGUUUCGUCCGUUCCCUGCAAGAAAAACCCGUGUCCGGUGAGAACACAAAUUCGGAUAAUGCCAACGUCUUUGAACUGACUGUUGACCAGAAGUACUCUACGCAUUAUAUUCUCUCCUCGGGAUACCAGCGGGCCGGGUUCCGCUUCCGGCACAGCAUAGGAUUCUUCAGUCAAUCCAGCGGCAUCUCGAGUAUCAUGCAUUUUGGUAUGUCGAGCGGUAUUUCCUCUCGGAAUCGGUACAAAAUGGGUGGACAUGCCCUGAGGCUUUGGAACUACACAAGCUAUUUCAAUUUCUCAAUCGACAUCGACGCGCACCGCAAGCGGAAUCUUCGGGUCCAGCUGUCUGCGAUAUCCAAGGCUGGCGACGUUCUAUCUCGGCUAUUCGCCACGCGGCGGUCCAUCGUCUCGCACAAGAUCGACAAUCGCUUCUGCGGAUGACUCGAGCAGCCAUCGGUUUUGUUCAAUGUAUGAGUGGCUCCUCUCAUACCCAAAGUCUCCGGCGUCUCAGGAAAUACCUGCGAGUCGCGCUUCCAAGGCCAUCUCGACGAUCUGUCGUUCCACGGCGACAGGCAAGGUUCCAGACGUGCCGAGUAGAGAAUGGGCUCAGUCACUCGUCGCACCCUUCCAUCACAUUGCCAGAACCCCUGCAAGGAAUUCUUCACCUUGUAGAGAACGAUUUCUCCCACGAGGUACGACAAUUUUUAGAGGAAGAAUUUGAAUGAGAAGCGGCAACAAAUCCUGGUAUGGCCGAGUUCUGGGUCGUUGAGCUCUGCUAUCAAGUCGGACCCGGGCAGUUAUUGCCAUCAUAUCAUCACGGACAGGUCCACGUAUACCUCGAGAGAAAUUAAUAUAAAAUCACGAGGUUGUGGCUGUAUUUAGUACUUUAAUUUCCAAGACCGGCGUACUCGUUGCACUUGGAAACUCAAGUACGCAUCCAAGAAGUACGAAGUAGCUUAAACAAAUACGAGUGCCAUUUCUCUGAGUCCGAUUGCCAUGGCCUAUGCUCACUACAUUACUGUUAGAAAUAUGCCGAAUGCAAUUUAAUGGAGAAUCAAUGCUCUGACUCUGCAUCCAAUCGUGGGCCGCAUAAUCCGACGCAUCGUACAGAUUUUGGAAUAAUCCCCCUGAAUAGCGGAAUGAUACUACAG
Molecule: messenger RNA, 2504 nt
Organism: Penicillium subrubescens
Lineage: Eukaryota; Fungi; Ascomycota; Eurotiomycetes; Eurotiales; Aspergillaceae
Exons: 4
Coding region: 1204-1794 (196 amino acids)
Source: RefSeq, a predicted model, not a curated record